CCGAGCAGCUGGAACAUUUCUGUACCGUAAUAACCUGAUCACAUUCACAACCUGAUCAUAUUUCUAUAUUCUACAGGAUUUCUCUACCAAAUCCCAACGUGUUAUAAAAGGAUGGCACUUUGGUACCAGAUUCAGCAGCUGGACUCAAGAUACCUGGAGCAAAUCGGCCAGCUCUAUAAUGAUACGUUCCCCAUGGAGAUUCGUCAGUACCUCAGCCAGUGGAUUGAAAGCGUUGACUGGGACACUGUGGCCCUUGAUGAGUCUUUAGCAAGGGUGCGUUUCCAUGACCUCCUGAGUAAGCUGGAUGAGCUCUACAGUCGCCUGAACCCGAGCAGCAACUUCCUUCUUCAGCACAAUAUCCGCAAAAUACAGCGCAACCUACAGGAGCACUUUCAGGAAAAUACAGUGUACAUGGCUAUGAUUAUAUCUAACUCUCUGAAAGAGGAAAGGGGGAUUCUGGAGUCAGCCAUGAGAUCACAGGAAAAUACAGACUCACCCAAAGGCAAUGUUGUAAUGGAGAAGCAGAAACAGCUGGACAACCAGGUGAACGAGCUGAAGAAAAAAGUGCAGGAAACGGAACAGGAUAUUCAGGUCAUGGAGGAUCUACAAGACGAGCACAACUUCAAGACAAAAACUUUACAGAGUAGAAUGGAGAUCGAAGCAAAUUCACAAAUAGCCAAAGAGAUCAAGUUGGAGGAGUUGAAGAUCAGAGAAAUGUUCCUUAAGCUGAACAAAAUGAGAGAGGUAAUAGUAAUGGAGAUAUUAAAUGCAUUAAAGUUAGCAGAUCUGACCCAGAGCACGCUCAUAUCAGAAAAACUUCCCGAGUGGAAGCGGAGGCAACAGAUGGCUUGUAUCGGUGGUCCGCCAAAUGCCUGUCUGGAUCAGUUACAAAACUGGUUCACCACAGUAGCCGAGUGUUUGCAGCAGAUCCGUCAUCAGCUGAACGCGCUCCAGGAGCUGGUGCUGAACUUCACCUACGACAAAGACCCCAUUGCUUUGAACAUGAGCUCACUGCAGGAGCAGGCGCUAUCGCUCUUCAAACACCUCCUCAUCAAUUCUGUGGUGGUGGAAAGGCAGCCGUGCAUGCCCACGCAUCCGCAGAGACCUCUGGUGCUGAAGACGGGUGUGCAGUUCACAGUUAAAAUCAGGCUGCUGGUCAAACUACCAGAGUUAAACUGCCAGCUAAAAGUCAAAGUCUCCUUCGACAAGGAUUUAACAGAAAACAAUAACGUCAAGGGAUUCCGUAAGUUUAAUAUUUUAGGAACCAACACUAAGGUCAUGAAUAUGGAGGAAUCAAACGGCUGUCUGUCUGCUGAGUUCCGGCACUUGCAAUUGAAGGAAAAGAAAAUCGUUGGAACUAAAACUGAGUCUCCUCUUCUCAUCACGGAGGAACUUCAUUCCAUUACCUUUGACACUCAACUCGACCAAGGAGAUAUUUCUAUUGAUAUAACGACGACUUCACUUCCUGUAGUGGUGAUAUCUCAUAUCAGCCAGCUUCCAAGCGGCUGGGGCUCCAUCCUCUGGUUUAACAUGCUCUGCACUGACAGUCAGGAGCUUGCGUUUUUCACGAACCCUCCCCCGAUGAUGUGGGGAGACCUGGCGAAUGUUCUGAGCUGGCAGUUCUCCUCCGUCACUAAGAGAGGCCUUAACACGGACCAGCUGAGCAUGCUCGCAGAUAAACUACUGGGUCCCGAGGCUGCAGGAGACCCGAACACUCCCGUCUACUGGAAUAAGUUCAUUAAGACGGCAGCGAAUGAGAGAGCCGUCGCCUUCUGGCUGUGGAUUGAUGGGAUUCUGGACCUCAUCAAACGAUGUCUCCUCAACAUCUGGAACGAUGGGUACAUAGUGGGCUUUAUUAAUAAAGGAAAGGAGAAAACUCUGCUACAAGACAAACGUCCAGGCACUUUCCUCCUGCGCUUCAGUGAAACGUGUAAAGACGGAGGAAUCACCAUCACCUGGGUGGAGCAGGCCCAUAACGGUGAACCCCAAACCCACUCUGUGAAGCCCUACAGGAAAUCGGAUUUAGUCAACCUGUCUUUUGCCGACGUGAUACAGAACUACACACUAAUGGAUGCAGAGAACAUUCCAGAAAACCCUCUGCUCUACCUGUAUCCGGACAUCCCUAAAGACGUCGCAUUCGGACGCUACUACAGCAACACCAUAGACGCUUCAGAAGACAUGGACGUCGACAAACCGAUUACGCCGAGUCCGUAUGUGGACAGACGGAUAAUUCCAGUGUCAGAAGUCCCAGACGGAAGACUUCAGGAGAGAAUCCUGCCCUUGAGUCAGGAGGAAUUCGGAGUGCUACAGCAUAUUAACAAAAACAACGGAAUGGACAAUCUGUGUGAAGGUUUCCCGAAUUAAAGGCAAAAAAAUCAGCGACACGUCCGUCUUCAUCCUCCAGCUUUCCUUAAACGGCGAGUUUUCGUACGAAUGGGGCUCAUACAGUGUAUUAUCUUAAUGAAGUGUGUGUGUGUGUGUGUGUGUGUGUGUGUAAGUUUUUACAUUGCUUGGGUGAAUUUGACUUCUCGCAGCUUUAUUUAAUAUUGUACAUCUGACAAAAAUUAUACAGACCUGUAAUAUAAAAUAGCUCUGAAUAAUAGAAUUAGCACACACUCUGAACUGUCAAGUGUUACAGUAUCUGUGAAAUAAAAUAAGAUUUCACACACAUCAAAUAAUGAUUAUAUAUCAGUUUAUUUUUAUUCAACAUCCUUAUUGUUACCCAACAUCCAAUUUCUUGAAAUAUUAAAUGUGAAAUUGUUUUAAAAA
Molecule: messenger RNA, 2769 nt
Organism: Clarias gariepinus (North African catfish)
Lineage: Eukaryota; Metazoa; Chordata; Actinopteri; Siluriformes; Clariidae
Product: signal transducer and activator of transcription 1-like
Exons: 24
Coding region: 112-2364 (750 amino acids)
Biological process (GO): type I interferon-mediated signaling pathway; regulation of transcription by RNA polymerase II; cell surface receptor signaling pathway via JAK-STAT
Molecular function (GO): DNA-binding transcription factor activity, RNA polymerase II-specific; RNA polymerase II cis-regulatory region sequence-specific DNA binding
Source: RefSeq, a predicted model, not a curated record